Messenger RNA from Armigeres subalbatus, 1983 nucleotides. It is a transcript of the gene Ppcs, whose product is annotated as phosphopantothenate--cysteine ligase. Gene Ontology annotation, molecular function: phosphopantothenate--cysteine ligase activity. Gene Ontology annotation, cellular component: nucleus; cytoplasm. The record is from RefSeq and is a predicted model, not a curated record. Bases 504 to 1460 code for a protein of 318 amino acids. The transcript has 3 exons. Gene Ontology annotation, biological process: coenzyme A biosynthetic process. NCBI's taxonomy places the organism in Eukaryota, Metazoa, Arthropoda, Insecta, Diptera, Culicidae.
UUUCCUCAGUUUGUUUUGGUUCCUCGUUUUAGGUGGUGGUGUAGUUUUGACAAGUUUUCCGCGCAAUCCAUUUUCCUUCGACUCGCCGACUGCAAACAUUAGUGUUUUCCACAUUUCUUCCUCCCACUUGUUCUGUGGGUGGUGCUUUGACAAGCGGAUUCUAAUUCCCGUAGAAGUGUGCGUGCGAACCAAAGUGUCAAAAGUGGAUCGGAAGACACGGACUGGAAAAUUUUUCUGCAUCACAAAAAUACUUCCCUGCUGGAGGAACAGUGGCAGGAAAAGCUUCAGUAUUAACAAGUGUCCGUUUUUGAGUGACUGGUGAAUCAUCGUGCAUAAAUAAUCGAGACAGAAGGUGCAUUAUCACAAUAAUUUGGUGACGCGCAUUCGAAGCACUGGAAUUUGUACUUUGACCUUUCCUGGGAGCAGAGCUAUUCGAGGAGGAGACCUCGGACUACAUUCCAUCACUGACCGCCACUGAGCCGGGAAUUACUUACAGAAAAAAAAUGAGCUCAUCACACUGGGAGGAAUUUUACGCGACCCACCUGCCCCCGAACUGCUUCGAGGACAAUCGAUCCCUGCUGAAGGAAUUCUGCGAUCGGCAUUUCAAGCUGAACAGCAACAUCGUCCUCAUCACGUCUGGUGGCACCACAGUCCCACUAGAACAUAACACGGUACGAUUCGUUGAUAACUUUAGCGCAGGCAACCGAGGCUCGGCCUCUGCAGAAUAUUUCCUAGACCAGGGCUAUGCCGUCAUCUUCAUGUACCGCACAAAAUCACUGGAACCAUUCUCGCGGCAUUUUACCGGGCAACAGCUGCUGGACAUGUUGGAGCUGCACGAGGAAGGCAUGAGCACCACAAUAACAGUCAAGCCCGAUUCGGUAGACGUUUUGGCGCCCAUCCUGGACAAAUACAAAAACGCCCAGGAAACGAACCGGAUGCUGUACAUUACCUUCACCAGUGUGGUGGACUACAUGUGGCUGCUGAGGGCUGCCUGCGAAUGUCUCGCCGCCUUCGAACGGAGCGCUCUUCUAUACCUAGCCGCCGCCGUGUCCGACUUUUACGUCCCCCAAGACGAGAUGCCAACGCACAAGAUCCAGUCCGGUCACGGUGCCCCGACCAUUUCGUUGCAGUUGGUGCCCAAAAUGCUUGCCCCGUUGGUCAGUCUGUGGGUUCCAUUGGCAUACGUGGUCUCCUUCAAGUUGGAAACGGACGAGAACCUGCUGAUUGCCAAGUCCCGCGACAGUCUGAACAAAUACAAGCACAAGCUGGUCAUCGCCAAUAUCCUGCAGACGCGCAAGAAUCGCGUGGUCUUUGUCACGCAGAACAAAACCUACGACGUGCUACUCUCGAAGGAACAAGCCCACAAGGGCCAGGAGAUCGAGGAGCAGAUCGUAUCGGACGUGGUCGACCGGCAUCAGGAGUUCGUGCGGGAGGGCGAGCUGCAGCAACAGCAGCAAUGACCUCUUCGCUCGCCGAGGGCACUUACGGGUGGUGGAGGCGGUGGGUUCGGCGGGGGCGGCGGGACACAACAACAGCUCCAGUCGCACCAACCGCAGGUUGACUGCCGGGUGACGAUGCCGCACUUUUGCAAGAUACUGAACCCGGGGAGAAAGUACUGAGUAGGAUGGACGGGAUGCUAGUUUUGUUUUGUUUCGCCGUACGAUCAGUUGACCGAAACUGUUGAUUGGACAGCAAAAGUGUGUUUGGAUUGUUUCGUUCCUGAUGCGGGGGAGGAGCAGUGGACGCAGAAACAAUAGUUAACGUAUAUGUUAUAUUCGUCUGAUAUCUAUCGUGGAACAAAGGUUUGACGUGUAAUCGAACCAGACGGUGUUUGGUGGUGUUUGUGGUACGUACAUUAGUUGAUACGUUUAGUGACACACUGAAAUAUUAGCAAGUAAAAAGGUAAUAAAAGUGGAACAAAAUUUAGUAAGAACUGCACGCUGUAUAAUUGAUUCGAUACCUACUAAUGGUAUAAAAAGUGAA